Molecule: messenger RNA, 636 nt
Organism: Dicrocoelium dendriticum
Lineage: Eukaryota; Metazoa; Platyhelminthes; Trematoda; Plagiorchiida; Dicrocoeliidae
Source: the annotation of a GenBank genome assembly
AUGGGGGCCUCUGCUGGUCCACAUUUCUUAUCCGGAUUUAACUCAGAGCUGGUGAUCAAUCUCUCGACUAAAGACGGAGUUUUGGACAAACAGGGCUCUUACAUGGGUUCCUACGACGCAGCUGCGAAUCGACCUGUGUGCACGUUGUCCAAUUCAUCUCAGUUCGCUAUGGUAGCUCAAGCGUUUCUUUGUGAAGGAAAGAUGGGAAAGGUAAUUGAGUUAAUUGCUUCUGACCGCGUGCGGGACGGAAAGUUCGAUCAAUUUGUGCAGCAGGCGCUAGCCCUUCGAUACAAUAAGCUCGAUCGUCCAGUUGGUGUCGGGGGUGUGGUGGUGCAAGAGACUGGCAAGUGCAAAUUUCACGUUCUGCCAGAAUUUUGCAAUGAGCCGUUGGACACACCGGCCAAAGUAAACCAAUGGCUGAAAUUCUUCGAAAUGGACUGCCCUGCAAUUGCCGUUGGUACGGCUCUAUCCCAUGACCCGCAAAACUGGAAGAUUCGUUUGGAACAUUUUCACUGCUUCAAUAGUAACAGAACACUUUGUGGACACUGCCAUUUUGAUACAGAUGGCGCCAAAGCCAGUUAUAGAGCUUACCUAGUUCCGGGGAAGCAUUUACUCCGGGUGGACCCACCGCAGUGA